AUGCAGGAGGACUACCGCCGUGACGACCGUCGGCGUGAGGAAGAGGAGCGCUAUGAGGACGACCCCCGUCGAGGCCGCGACGAUGGCCGUGGUCGCGACCGCGAUGGCUACCGCGGGAAGGAGGAGUACCGCCGUGAGGAGCGUGGUGAAGAGGAUCGGAGAGGACGACCAGGCGGAGGCCCACGCCGCAACCGGGAGGAAGCAAGACCUCGCAGUCGCAGCCGCGGCGGGGGGGCAUAG
This is a messenger RNA of Symbiodinium sp. CCMP2592, 240 nucleotides long. Lineage: Eukaryota; Dinophyceae; Suessiales; Symbiodiniaceae. The record is from the annotation of a GenBank genome assembly.